Molecule: messenger RNA, 1752 nt
Organism: Nematolebias whitei (Rio pearlfish)
Lineage: Eukaryota; Metazoa; Chordata; Actinopteri; Cyprinodontiformes; Rivulidae
Gene: srprb
Product: SRP receptor subunit beta
Exons: 7
Coding region: 119-919 (266 amino acids)
Biological process (GO): intracellular protein transport; vesicle-mediated transport
Cellular component (GO): plasma membrane; cytoplasm
Molecular function (GO): GTP binding
Source: RefSeq, a predicted model, not a curated record
AGCCCGACAGCGCCACCUGCUGUCCACUCCGGCCCCCUACAGGCUGCUGGAGGAACACGGAGGAAGGCGACGUGUCCAAUUCAAAGUAGUUUAGAACGGACGGUGCACCAAAAGAAACAUGGGACAAAAAGCGGACCAGGAGAUGACAGAAAACCCAUUUGAGCCAUACCUGGACUCUAUUCGUCAGCAACUUGAAGCCCAAGACCCCGUCAUUCUUAUCGGGGUUAUCGUAGCCUUGGCGGUGGUCGUCAUCACCUGCGUGUUUUUAAAGUACUUUCUCACCGGUAAAACUGUCCGGAGUGCUGUGCUGUUGGUGGGACUGUGUGACUCUGGGAAAACCCUUCUCUUCAUCAGGCUGCUCUCAGGGAAGUUCAAACGGACGCUGACAUCCAUCACUGACAACAGUGCUCCGUACAAAGCUAAAAACGACAGAGCCAGCACCUGGACCCUGAUAGACCUGCCAGGACAUGACAGCCUCCGCUCUCAGUAUUUGGAGAAGUUCAAGUCUGCAGCCAGGUCUAUCGUGUUUGUAGUGGACAGCGCCAUUUUCCAGAAGGAGGUGCGAGACGUUGCAGAGUUUCUGUACAUGUUGUUGACGGAUGCGGUGAUCUCCAAAAAUGCUCCAACUCUUCUGGUGGCAUGCAACAAACAAGACAUCGCCAUGGCAAAAUCUGCUAAACUGAUUCAACAGCAGCUGGAAAAAGAGCUAAACACCUUGAGAGUGACUCACUCCGCAGCACUGAGCGCUCAGGACGGCUCCGUGGGCGGCAGCGUGUAUCUGGGGAAAAAAGGGAAGGACUUCAAUUUCAGCCAGCUGCCCAUGAAGGUGGAGUUCCUGGAGUGCAGCGCUCGCGGCAGCAAGGGCGAAGAAGUGGAGGCGGACAUCGAGAGUCUGCAGAAGAGCCUGGCUAAACUGUAAAAAAAAAAAAAAAAAAAUCGUCUGCUCAGCACAAUCAGUGCUUUUGUAAGAGGCAGAGAGCGACUCAGAUCAUCAUCUCAGUAAUCAACUGAGGGGUGAUGGAUCGCUGCGUUAACUCCAUUUAAAUGGGAACCCGAGCAUCAAAGGGUUAACGAUGGAAAACAUUCGGUCACACGUGCUUAAAUGAUUUGAUUACUGUGGAAAUUAAGGACAAGAGGCCUGCUAUCGGUUCCUCUGCAGCGCUGAGAAAACGUCACUUUGUUCAGUUUGAAACUGAAAGCUUUGUUUAGGAAUGAUCUAGCAGGAAGUUUACGAAAAAUAGUUUCACCAGAUUUAUUUUGAGCUUGUUGGCGUCAAAGAACCACGUGUGAAAUAAGCAAGAAUUUACUUUCUUUUAUGAACUUGGAUCGUGUUCCGUGUGCCUCGUUUCUGUUGUUUGUUCUGGUGUUUGUUCAGAAACACAUUUAGUUGUUUCCAGACUGAAAUUUGUUUGAAUUUAGUGCUUUUGAAAAGAAUGUGUCGAGUUGUAAAAGACCAACAAGCCUGUAAUGAUUUAGGAUUUAUUUAACACACACACAAAUCCCCAUUCAUUUCACUCGAGUCAUCAACAUGCUGUUUUAUAUUUUGGGUUUUUGUUUCUUUUUGAAGCACCAUUGUUCCCUGGAGGUGAGGUCCUGCGUGUUGCCUCGUCUCACUAUUUUCAGAUGUGUCGAAGCGGAUCUUUAUUUGUUGCUGAGUCAGCGUUUGUCAUCUGGUGCGGAUUGAGAUGUUUUAUGUCACUAGAAAAAGGGCUGUAGACUCAGUUGAACAUUAAAAGCAUGUUUCUUUUGUCA